This is a messenger RNA of Cylicocyclus nassatus, 1746 nucleotides long. Lineage: Eukaryota; Metazoa; Nematoda; Chromadorea; Rhabditida; Strongylidae. The record is from the annotation of a GenBank genome assembly.
AUGACCAGCGACUCAAAAGACAAGGAUUCUGUGAUAGGAGAGAAGUCACUGGCUGAAUCGUCUGCAACGACGAUGAGUCUUAAAAGUGUACAUUCCGAAGGGGACAGUUUCACAGAGGUUGCGGAUAAUUGGCUUCAUUCAUCAAGUUUUUAUCAUGGAUACCUCCCUCGCGAAGAUAUUCCAGCACUCCUUCUAAAGCAUGGCGAUUUUCUAGUGCGAUUAAGUGAGACAAAUAUCAAGGGUUCUGGGAAAAAGAAGAAAAGGACCACGUCGCGAGUUAUAUCAGUACUUGCUUCUCCAGAAAGUAAAGGUGAAACGAUUCCUAUUGAAAAGAGACCUUCGUUGAUCAAAAAUAUAAUAAUAAUGCAUAAAAACCAAAAGUGGUGGAUAGACCCUGCCUCUCAGUUUGACACUUUAGCUUCACUUUUUGAAAAUUAUAUGACAAAACCUUUACUCGUUGAAAAGGAUAGCGUAUUGUUGAAACGUGGUGUCGGAUUGUGCAGAUGGGAAUUCAAGCAUGCAAAUGUACAAGUAGGCCGUCUUCUUGGAAGGGGGGCUUAUGGAGAAGUAAGGAAAGGAACUGUCAUAAGGAAAAACGGUCAAAUUGUGAUUGUUGCCGUAAAAACACUCACAUUAACAAGUGUUCUGACAAGAGAGUUGAUCAGAGAAAUCAUGAAGGAAGCAAGAACUAUGCGGGAUUUGCAUCACCCUAACGUGGUAUCUAUGAUAGGAGUUGUGCUUGUCGACCAUCCGUUGUACAUAUUGCUGGAAUACGUCUCUGGUGGCGCGCUCGAUGUUUACCUGCGACGAAAACGUGCGAAGAUAACAAAAUCAGAAAGGCUUUCUAUGGCAGACAAUGUAGCACAGGGGAUGGAAUAUAUCCAUAAGUCGAAUGUCAUCCAUAGAGAUCUUGCCGCUCGAAAUUGUUUGUACGACAGGAACAACACGGUCAAAAUAUCGGAUUUUGGACUGUCACGAAAUGGAACAACAUAUAGAAUGAAAACUGCGCAGAAAAUGCCAAUAAAAUGGAUGGCUCCAGAAAGCAUAACUACUUAUACUUUCACUCAGAAGACAGAUGUCUAUACUUUUGGGGUAUUAAUUUAUGAGAUAUUCUCCGGCACCGGGCCAUAUGAAGACCUAAGGAACAGCGUCGUCAAGAAAAUGAUAGUCGAAGGAAAGGUGAACCAGUUUCCUAGCAAUACUCCUAUUGAUGUGGUUACAUAUGUGAACGAGAAACUUUGGUGUAAAGAUCCCGAAAAAAGGCCAAAUUUUACAUCGAUAGUAGAAGCAAUUGGUAAACUUUUGGUUGCCCACUCGGAAAAGACUCCAGAAGAGGAAAGAAGCAAAAGCUUAGUAUUACUGAGUGAGGGGAAAACUACCGCUACAGUUGACAUCGAAGUGCCCGCUGGUAGGAAAAAGAAGAGUGCCGCUCGCGCUAUGGCAGAGAAAGCGGUAGAAAAAUCAACUUCACGAGAAGCUUUGAAAAAGGAAGCAAAAGAAGAAACGAAGAAAACGGAGAAGGCGGCACCUGCUGCAAAGGAGGAGGUCAAAAAAGGCUCUGCUGAGAAAUCUACCGCCAAGGAGCCGAAAGUUAAAGCAGAAGAUGCUUCAUGUUAUCUGAAACCUCCAGAGUCCGCGACAAAAGUGGAUGUAGAUUCACAUCACGAUGACAAAGAAAUAAACGUCGAGUUCCGCACAAAGCCAGUUUUUGGCCGCAGAUCAAAAUUCAAGAGAUUCCGCAAGUAA